This is a messenger RNA of Carassius gibelio (silver crucian carp), 1599 nucleotides long. RefSeq lists its product as uncharacterized. Gene Ontology annotation, cellular component: membrane; endoplasmic reticulum exit site; COPII vesicle coat. The record is from RefSeq and is a predicted model, not a curated record. Lineage: Eukaryota; Metazoa; Chordata; Actinopteri; Cypriniformes; Cyprinidae. The transcript is spliced from 11 exons. Gene Ontology annotation, molecular function: GTP binding; monoatomic ion channel activity; GTPase activity. Gene Ontology annotation, biological process: monoatomic ion transport; transmembrane transport; endoplasmic reticulum to Golgi vesicle-mediated transport. Bases 1 to 1374 code for a protein of 457 amino acids.
AUGGAGAUACACGGUAUUGAUCUGAUGAAUUAUGAGAGAUCUCAGACCCUCCAUAGACAGAACGGUUCCUACCACGAUCAAGGCCCAGAAACACAAUGUAAAACUGUCAAUGCUUUGUUCCACUGCGUGUACCUGAUGGAGUACCUGCUGAGGAUCUGUGUGGAUCCGAGGGGUUACUGGACGAAUCCUCUCAAUGUGCUGUCUGCGUUUGUGCUCCUGCUCUCCUCCGUCUGCAUGAGUCUGAGCCUUCCUCUCAAGAGCCUGGUCUGCAUCUGUGUCCUGCUCGUCUUCAGACUCAGGAACUACACGGAUGUCGAGCAGGAGUACACUGCAGGCGUCUGGAAGGGACUGAAGAAAGCCAGCUUGAUCUAUUUCUUGAUCUUUGUGAUCGUACUGGUUUUCGCAAUGGCUGGUCACUCGUUUUUUGGAGAUCCAAACAGAGGAGAUCCAGAGAACUGGGGAGACCUCGGCACAGCCCUGUUCACGCUCUUCAGACUGCUCGUAAGUGCAUUUGGGAAGGCAGCGGAAGGGAAGAAGCGUGCGCGUGAAGAGGAGGUGAAGAAGAAGGUGGAGGAGGUGCUGGAAAGAGCUAAACAGCACCAUGCCCCACAACUCCGGCGUGUGAGGGAACUCAAAAGGCCCUUGUGUCAUGAUCGAUUUAUUUAUGCACAGGACAAGAUCACUAGUUCUUCCUUCAUAGGAACAUUUAUGCAGCAGCUAAAUAAACGAGAACAAACCAUGUUAGCGUGGUGGCGGCUCAUAAAUGAGAAGAUGUCUGUACUGAAGGAGGAGCUCGAGGACAAGCUGAAUGAGGAAGCUCUUGCUGAGGGGCUGUACAAGAAGUCCGGCAGAUUAAUAUUCCUUGGCCUUGGCAAUGCUGGCAAAACGACGCUUCUGCAUAUGCUGAACGAGCACAGACUGGGUCUGCAUGUGCCGACCUUUGACCCCACUUCAGAAGUGCUGAGGAUUGCUGGUGUUACUCUGAGCUCCUGUGAUCUGACUCGAGGGGAGUGGAGGAAGCUUCUCCCAGCCGUCAACGGCAUCGUGUUCCUGGUGGACUGCGCAGAUUACGCCAGGCUGCCUGAGUCCAAAACAGAGCUAGACGCACUAAUGACAGAUGAAACCAUUGGAAACGUGCCCAUCUUGAUCCUCGGCAACAAGAUCGACAAACCUGAAGCCAUUAGUGAGGAGAAGCUGCGUGAGAUCUUUGGGCUGUACAGUCAGACGACAGGAAAGGGCUGUGUUGGUGUCGUUGAGCUGAAGACGAGGCCGCUGGAGCUGUUUAUGUGCAGCGUGACGGAGAGACGAGGAUACGGUGAGGCUCUGCGCUGGCUCUCACACUACAUCAGUUACACAAACACUGCUGAAGCCUGAGCUAAAACAUCUGUUUUACUAAAUAUCCCCAUCUCAUGUUACUUUAUUAAAUUAGUUCUUAUAUUAACAAUUAUUUGUCAUUUAUGUCAAUACUUUGUGAUUUUCUUGAGAAUUUGUAAUUGAGUCAUCUCAGUAUGGAUAAACUAAAUACAUUAUUAUUAAACAAUUACAUUCUUCAACAGGCAGUGUGAAUUGGUCUUAAUGAAUUAAAUGACUCAUCGUUAA